AUGAAUAAAUGCAUGAAAAUACCUAUAAUUUGGAGAAUUAUUUAGGCAUCGUUAUUUCAUUCAGUAAUAGUAAAUUUGUUUAAAUAACUAUAAGCCUUGGAUUUGUCAUCAAUUACAAAAUAAUAAGUCAUGUAAAUAAAUUUAUAGAACAAUCCAUUACCUAAUUUUAAUCUUAAAUAAGUCGAUAACUAAAAUAUCAACAACUAGGUUGUUGAAUAAUAACUCUCGAAAUUAUAUGAAAUUGUAAGGAAUACUUUUUAUUUAGAAGUUUUUUUCAAAAAAAUUCUUAAGCUUCAUUACGAAUCUGA
Molecule: messenger RNA, 308 nt
Organism: Paramecium octaurelia
Lineage: Eukaryota; Ciliophora; Oligohymenophorea; Peniculida; Parameciidae
Source: the annotation of a GenBank genome assembly